AUGAAGCCCUCGAUAGUCGAUGCCAAGCGGCGGGGCGAUCACCGCUUAAGCGCGAGCAUGCGGCCUACAACCUCUACACAUAGAUACUCUUCCGAUCGCCUGCCCGAGCGCUUCAAGGAUGGCGAUGAUGCUCAGGUUGACUAUACUGCUCCGCCACGGGGCAUGGGCUCUCGGGAUGGCAACGUUCACUACAUGCAGCAGUCGCUUUUUGGCAUGAUCGCCGCAGUCGGCUCUCGAUCCGACUUUCGUGGACGAUUCGAUGAUUCAAGUGAUAGCGAUGGCGAACCCAAUGAGACUUCACAAGAACUGCCAAGUUUGAAGCCUGCAAGCCGAACAGACUCGCCCGACCGACUCCAACCCGGCAAUAUUGCAGAAGCAAAGGCUCCAGAUGGGAGUCGAGGGCGGCAACAUCGAAGAACAACGUCUGAGAACAAACUAUUGCGGAAAGUUCCGGGUUUUGGGUCGAAAGAAACGACAGACGAUCCGUCCAACCUCAGUGCAUCGACCCUCACAAUCCAGCCAAGACGCACACGCAGUGCCACGCCGCGAGCCGCUCCAAUCCUCACCCGCAUGGUACAAGCACAGAGCCGUUUCAAUAACGGCAAUACAGCAGAAACCACACCCUCAAGGCCGGAAACCCCAAGUGAAGAUCGAGAAGAAUCUUCUGUGCCUGCGCUCUCCAUCCGACUGAUGGAAAUGUUUGGGUUUGAAAGACCGGAAAAGGUCCUAGUGGAGUAUGCUUGCUCCUUCCUGCAGAGCAUGCUUCUUCCGGGCUACAUGUAUGUCACAGAAGGACAUAUUUGUUUCUAUGCAUAUCUCCCAAAGAAGUCCAGCGAGCCUAGCAAGUCCGGUUAUGUUUCGAAGCGCGGCCGAAAGAACCCCAAGUACAAUCGUUAUUGGUUUGUCUUGAAGGGCGAUGUCUUUUCAUAUUAUGCAGAUCCCUCAAACCUUUACUUUCCAAGUGGCCAUGUGGAUCUGCGAUAUGGAAUAUCGGCUUCUCUGUUGGAGUCAAAGGCUGAUGGCACUGAUGCGAAGGACUUCCAGGUCACCACGGAUCAACGAACUUAUUACUUCCGAGCAGAUAGCGCUACCAGUGCCAAGGAGUGGGUAAAGGCGCUACAAAAAGUCAUCUUCCGAUCCCAUAACAAGGAAGAUAGCGUCAAGAUCUCAUUCCCAAUCGAGAACGUGAUUGAUCUAGAGGAAAGCCCAAUGGUUGAAUUUGCAGAGACCUUCAAGGUUCGGGUGAUUGAUAGCGCAGAAACAUUCGCGAUCGAUGAAGUAAGCCCGUGUGUUCCAUCUUUCUCUAAAUACUUGCUAACGUCUUCGCAGUAUUUUUUUUCUUUCUUCAAUUCGGGACAGGACGCUUUCAAUUACCUCAAAAGCUUGGUUACCUCGUCUCCUGCGAAGAAUAAGCAAGAAGAGUCCCCCAACAAAAGCGAUGGUAAAGAUCGACUAGUGUCGAGUACUUUCGACAUGGCGCAUUCACGGAGACGCAGUGUUAGUGUCGACAACGAUUUGAAGGGCUCUGCAGACUCAUUCGCCCAUUCUGCCGAUCAAGGGACAGAAUCAUCGCGUGUCGUACAAUCGCUAACGGAAACAACGGAGUCUGCAAGCCAGAUACUCAACCGAAGUGAUGUCUUUCAAUCUCCAACCAUGCAUUCUUUGCCGAGGCGCUCAUCUGAUGUGGGAGAUGUCGCCCGACGCCGGUCGGAUGAUACAGCUCGCUCUGCAACAGCUAGAUUGAACCAUGCCGCUCACCUAGCUGGAUCAAACCAACAGGACAGAAAUGACGAAAACUUUCCUUUCGCGUCGGGCUCUGAGAACCAGAAGAUGAUGCAUUCCCAAUACCGCUCGAAUGUACCUCUUAAUGAUCUUGUCAAAGCCGGCGCAUACCCGCUUCAGCGAGCUGCUGGAUUCGCAGAAUACUUGAAAAGUAGGUCUAAGCAGAUGAGUAGUCUGCUAGCAACAGAAUCAAUGGGUUACAUCGAAAAGGUUUCCGGAAUGUGGGCUGGUGGUCAAAGGCAUUAUGGCGAGACAGAAGAAGUGCUGCCCGAUGACAAGACUGCGGAUCCCGAAGACCAUGAAAGUGGCUUAAACCAUGGCGAUCGUUUCCGCGCGCACUUUGGUCUUCCUGCAACCGAGAGAUUACAAGCGACAUACUACGCAUACCUGCACCGGGUUCUCCCGCUCUACGGGAAGAUAUACCUCAGCGAAAGGAAGCUAUGCUUCCGCAGUCUGAUUCCUGGCACUCGAACCAAGAUGAUUCUCCCACUAAGAGACAUUGAGAAUGUCGAGAAAGAAAAGGGAUUCCGAUUUGGAUACCAUGGACUAGUCGUCAUUAUUCGCGGUCACGAGGAGCUCUUUUUUGAAUUCAAGAGCGCUGGCGCUAGAGACGACUGUGCCGUCACCUUGCAUCAAGAUCUCGAAUCGGUCAAAUUCCUCAUGGAAUCAGGUAUGCUAGCAGAAGAAGAACGUGAAGAGGUUGAAGCUGCGAAAGAUGAGCAUCGUCUUUUACAAGAAGCUAGACUUGAUGGCCCCGAAGAACACGAUUUCCGGCCAACGCUGAGCGGAGAUUCGUCCGAAGUGAACCCGUUCUUUGACGAUACUCGUGCUUCUAUUAUAAAUUUCAAGCCUGCCGAAUCACUCAAAAUCACCUGUCUCACUAUUGGAUCUCGAGGUGAUGUGCAGCCAUAUAUUGCCCUUUGCAAGGGGCUUCUUGCUGAAGGCCACAAGCCAAAGAUCGCCACCCACGCUGAAUUUGAGCCUUGGAUUCGGAAACACGGCAUUGACUUUGCUCCUGUAGAUGGAGACCCCGCCGAGCUGAUGAGAAUCUGCGUGGAGAAUGGCAUGUUUACCUACUCUUUCCUUCGGGAGGCCUCGGUCAAGUUCAGAGGGUGGAUUGAUGACCUUUUGUCAUCAUCUUGGGCGAGCUGCCAAGGCAGCGAUCUUCUGAUAGAGUCGCCCAGUGCUAUGGCUGGAAUUCACAUUGCAGAGGCUCUUCGAAUUCCCUACUUCCGAGGUUUCACUAUGCCAUGGACUAGGACUCGCGCCUACCCACAUGCUUUUGCAGUGCCAGAGAAUCGUAUGGGAGGGGCCUACAACUACAUCACAUACGUCAUGUUUGACACCAUUUUCUGGAAGGCGAUUGCAGGGCAGGUCAACAGAUGGCGAAACAAUGAAUUGGGGCUCAAAAGCACCAAUUUGGACAAGAUGCAACCGAACAAAGUUCCAUUCCUGUACAAUUAUUCGCCUUCCGUGGCUCCGACUGGACACCCCCCCCCUGAUCUGGCAAAUUUCAUCGCUCAAGCUCGUGCGGAUGGAAAAAAGAUCGUGUACAUUGGAUUUGGUUCUAUCGUGGUCUCGGAUCCGGCUGCAUUGACAAAAACAGUCAUACAGUCGGUUCAGAAGGCGGAUGUUCGAUGUAUUCUCUCCAAAGGAUGGUCGGAUCGCCUUGGAGAUCCCUCUAAUGUUAAAGCUGAGGUUCCUCUGCCACCAGAGAUUUUCCAGAUCCAAGCUGCACCCCACGACUGGCUCUUCUCAGAAAUCGAUGCGGCCGCCCACCAUGGAGGGGCCGGUACCACUGGUGCCAGUCUUCGAGCCGGUGUACCUACGAUCGUGAAACCAUUCUUUGGUGACCAGUUCUUCUUUGGAGGACGAGUCGAGGACUUGGGCGUUGGGAUCUGUAUGAAGAGACUCAACGUCAGCGUCUUCUCCCGAGCGCUCUGGGAAGCAACGCAUAGCGAAAGGAUGAUCGUCAAAGCACGAAAUAUGGGAAUUCAGAUUCGAAAUGAGGAUGGUGUGGCUACCGCAAUCCAAUCUCUCUACCGUGAUCUGGAGUAUGCUAAGACCCUCGCGAAACAACGCUCGAUCGCUUCAUCUACCCCUUUCUCACCGACCCCUUCCGCGAGGGCGGCACCGCAUCAUGAUGAUGACGAUGUUGAUGACAUUGAGGAAUGGACUUUCGUAUCUGACGUUGAGCAACUAACCCCCGGCAUCUUUAAAUGA
Messenger RNA from Penicillium waksmanii, 4005 nucleotides. RefSeq lists its product as uncharacterized. Gene Ontology annotation, molecular function: hexosyltransferase activity; UDP-glycosyltransferase activity. Gene Ontology annotation, biological process: carbohydrate metabolic process. NCBI's taxonomy places the organism in Eukaryota, Fungi, Ascomycota, Eurotiomycetes, Eurotiales, Aspergillaceae. The transcript has 3 exons. The record is from RefSeq and is a predicted model, not a curated record. Bases 1 to 4005 code for a protein of 1334 amino acids.